AUGUCUAACGUCACUUCCAACAAUUCUACUUUCAGCUCCUUUGCUGAAACUUUUAAGAAUGGCGCUGUGACCAUGAAGAAUCGCUUCAGUGGCGCUCUUACUUUUGCCAAGGCCGAGUCCGCUUCCGAUGUGCCAGUUACGAAGCCGUGGCAUCCAAGCUCGGCUUCCACACCUCAAGUCCCUCCUGGUAUCCAGGUACCCAAGCAUUUGCAGCGCCAACAAGCCGUCCGCAAGGUCCGACGAGUCCCACCACCCAGAAUUCCUGUCGAGCUCGAAGAGGCUCACUCAAAUUCUACGCCCAUCAAAUCAUCUACUCCUGCUUCUGAAAUCACCGGCUCGGAGUUCGUUGUCGUCAGCCGCAAGUGCUCCGUCCAACGUAGAGACCCACCUCCACCAUAUUUCCGCGUCCCACGACCAGUCCGGUCUCCACAGGUCUCUGAGAAGAUCGACGCACCCUCGACGUCUUCUAUCCCUCCUCCUACCUAUGAGGACUGCCUCACUCUCACUUUGCGUGAAUCUCCCGUUGCCAAGGCCAUCAACGGUCUCAAAGCGAACAGGGUUAUUGGACAUGGCGCCUUUUCGAAGGUUUACGAUGCGGAGAUUGGGACGACAGGAAAACACAUGGCGGUCAAGUUGUUGGAUAAGGCGAAGAUUAUGAAUGAGUUUGGAGAGCCUGGACUGGAGACCAUUAUGCAGGAGCAGGCAAUACUGAGGAAGAUCGCUGAGCUCGAGAUUGAAGGGUGCGCAAAACUUUUGCUAAGCGCUCAUGAUGAACAAUUUGCUAUUGUGGGGACUGAAUGUUGCCCGCUUGGGGACAUUUCGAAAGAACUUAAACGCUCGGGGCGAUUGCCUGAACGCUUUGCAUCUUAUAUAUUUGCUAGCGUGGCACUUACACUUGAAAAGUUAGCGGCCAACAAUAUCGUCCAUCGUGACAUGAAACCACAUAACGUCGUCUGGGCCAACGAUGGCAAGCCCAAAAUCAUCGACUUCGAGGCAUAUUUGGCCCCAGAGGUCGCACGCAGGGAGAAUUAUGGACCCGAAGUUGACGAGUGGUCGUGGGAGGUUGCUCACUUCGAGAUGGUCACCGGCGUGUUACCUUUCGGACACCUUGGUGCGGCGGCGGCCAAAGAGCCAUUGAAUAUCUUACCGUUUCAUCGAUUGAGCGAGGACGCUGAAGACUAUUUCCGCAAGGUUCUUGACAAGAACAGGGAGACUCGAAUGGCUUGGAGAGAGGCCAGAAACCACCCUUAUAUCAAGAAGAUGGUCGCCGAUAUCUCGAAUGGAAGAAUCACUACCCCACCCUUCGUACCCAUCCAGCCAGCCGCAGUGUCAUUGGGCUUCGUAUUCACGAUCCCUUCCGGUUCAGCUUACGCUCCCGGUCAAGACCCGCACCCAGACUUCUCCUACCAGGCGCCGGAUUUGUAUACCCCUACCAUCUCCACGACGUCUUUCGCCGCUAAGUUAGCUAUCGGCAAACGCUCCGCGUCGACUUUUCUCUCGAAAACCCUUACCAAAGGCCCUGACUCGCCGCUUCAAACUUUGCCCACAGUGGCAACCCCAACAACUGGCACCUCGAUGUCACAGUCCGUAAAGACCUCUUCGAUGGAUCCUUCGAAACCUGUACCGAAAUGUGAUUGUGAAGAUAAGAGGGUGGCUGAACAGGAGAAAUAACGCGGGCGUCAUCGCCCUCUAGGAACUCAUUCAAUAAUUGUUGUAUACUGUUUUUUACUCUGUUUUUCCUGGGAUUUUGGGGAUUUUUUCUUAAAUAUUCAUACCCC
Molecule: messenger RNA, 1778 nt
Organism: Stereum hirsutum FP-91666 SS1
Lineage: Eukaryota; Fungi; Basidiomycota; Agaricomycetes; Russulales; Stereaceae
Product: kinase-like protein
Exons: 7
Coding region: 1-1671 (556 amino acids)
Biological process (GO): protein phosphorylation
Molecular function (GO): protein kinase activity; ATP binding
Source: RefSeq, a predicted model, not a curated record